UACUACUUGUUAUAGUACCGCUGCUGCUGCUGCUACUACUUGUUAGUACCACCGCUGCUGCUGCUGUUAGAUAGUAUAGCUCGGUGUUUGUGAUUCACAAGUAGUAAACAUGGAAGUUGGUAGAUAGGGUAAUAUUUAUAUUUCACGUCAGUGACAGACAGACAAACAAACAACAAUCUCUCGACGCAAUCAUUCAUUUUAAAUCAAAAGACCAAAUUAAAACACCCCGCCUUCUCUCUACCAUCACAAACCAAAAAUUAUUAUAUCAAGUUUUUAAGGAAUCGCCAGUGCGUUAGUUAUGUCAUGGUGAUCUGUAGACAACUGUGUUGGCUUCACUAACUUUUUUGACUUUUUUUUUUUACCACUGCUGAAACUUUCCAAAAAAAACCGACAACAAAACUUAAUCAAAACCAUUUUUCCUCUCUCAACACAAACUAUGAGACCCGUUAUUGAAUUUAGGGAAUGUCUGAAAGACUCACCAUACUUCAGAGCUUCCCUCGAAGAUGCUGAAAAUGAUAUCGAACUACUGGAAGUUAGAUUGGAGAAGCUGGUGAAGCUUUGUUCCAGUAUGAUUGAGACAGGAAAAGCAUUUCAUACUGCAAGCAAUGGCUUUGUUGGAGGUGUGCGAGACCUUGGCCAGUAUUUCAAGGACGAUGAUUUGGCCUCUGAAGAUGCUAAAGUUGCUAAAUCCCUGACCCGUUUUGCUGAUGCUAUGACAGAAGUGAUGAAAUAUUUUUCAAUGUUGAUGGACCAAGCAAACAGAUCUGUUUGCAAAAAUAUUAACAAUUUUAUAAAACAGGAUAUCCGAAAAGUGAAAGAAGCAAAGAAAUAUUUUGAGAAAAUCAGUGAUGAGAUGGACAAUGCCUUGAUAAAAAACUCUAAUGCCCUUCGCAGCAAACCUCAGGAAUGUGAGGAUGCAACAAAUGGAUUGAUAGCUAUGAGUUCUGCUUUCGCACACAAUUCUUUGGACUAUGUUUACCAGAUUAAUGUUCUGCGAUUGAAGAAACGAUUUGAUGUCUUAGAAACUAUGUUAUCUUUCAUGAAUGCUCAAAAUACAUACUUUCAUCAGGGCCAUGACCUUUUCAUCGAUUUAGACCCUUAUGUGAAGAAUGUCAGAGACCAGGUGGAAGAGCUCAGUCGCAAAGCAACCGUGGAGAAGAAAGAAAUGGAGGAGCGCCAUGACCUCGUCAGGGAACAGACUUUCAAAAUAACCAAAAAAAUGCAGUCUGUGAAGGUUACCAAAAAACGGUGGAUGAGGAAACGAGCAAGCAAAGACUUUGGCAAAGUGGCUGACAAGCGCUUAUCAAUGGACACCAUUUAUGCUCUUAACGACGAGUUUAAUGAUGCGACCACAUUCUUCAAACAAGACACGAGAUAUAAUGGACGGAAAUCGUCUCUCUCCGCUUUGGUGCUAUUAUUUUGUACCAAGAAUCAGUCCUUCCCUACUGAAAACUUAGAGUUGGCAUCGAGUGCGCCUUUCCAAGCUGAUGACAGUGAUAAGAAAAUGGAAGGUUACCUCUUCAAACGCACGACCAAUGCAUUUAAAUCAUGGGUUAGGCGCUGGUUUGCCAUUCAAGACAAUCAGUUGGUUUAUCGGAAACGCUCCAAAGACAGCCAGACCAUAAUGGAAGAAGACCUACGUUUGUGUACCGUGAAACCUGUCUAUGAGAUUGACCGACGUUUCUGCUUUGAAGUUGUCUCCCCUGCAAGGUUUGUUCAUUUGUCUCCACAGAAAAAUGAGAACUAUGGAACUAGUGGUGGCGGCAGCAAUGUUCCUAAUAAUGAUGGUGGCAACUCUAACUCAAACUCUCCCUCGACACAGAACUCGAAACAGCAAAGCAAGUCUCAAUUACGUAUGAACCAGCUUCUAUCUAUACCUGGUAAUGACCGCUGCUGUGACUGUAACUCUCCCGACCCACGAUGGGCCAGUAUCAACCUCGGCAUAACGCUCUGCAUAGAAUGUUCUGGAAUACACAGGAGUUUUGGAGUCCAUAUGUCAAAGGUGCGGUCAAUAAUGCUGGAUGCCUGGGAACCAGAACUGUUGAAGGUCAUGGCAGAACUUGGCAACGACGUUGUCAACAGGACCUAUGAGAGCAAUGUAGGUGAAACAGUUGCUGCACAUGCAACUCCUGACUGCACUAGGGGUAUCCGAGAGGCAUGGAUAAGAUCUAAAUAUAUCCAGAAAGCCUUUGUUAGCAAAUUACCUGGUUUCAAAGAUAACAGCAGUGAAAAGAUCCAAAGUUGGAGUGUACGGAAGCGGACGAAAAGAUCUCCUGGUCGAUCUCUCAUCAAAGAUGAUAACUUAUCAACUUCUCAGCCAUCAGAGAAACUGGAAAAUUCUAGUGACUUAAUGAAAGCUGUUCUUUCAGUAUCCACGGCAACCUCGAAGGACAAUGGCAAUGGGCACCGGAAUUCAGAAGUUCUUGUGUUUGGCACCGAUGUAGAAUUACCUGAAGUGAACUCAAGUAAAUUUCUUGAUCUUGACCUGGACAGCUCUGAAGACUCCUCUACAGAAACUGAAGACACAGAAGAUGCCAAGUCAACAACUUCCUGGGAAGACAUGAGCAAGCUUGACCCAAACAUGUUAUUAUACAAGGCAGCACAAGCCCGUAACCUUCCAGUGAUGGUCGAAGCUUUAGCACACGGUGGGAAUUCAAAUUGGAUCAACGAAGAAGAUGAAGGGAAGACACCACUUAUGAAGUCAGUGGAAACGGGUUCUUUAGCUGCCUGUGAGUUUCUCCUGCUCAACGGUGCUAAGUUGGAUCGACGGGACCAGAAGGGAAGAACUCCCUUACAUCAUGCUACGAUACAUGGCUACACUGGGCAAGUAUGUCAGUUUUUGAAACGUGGUGCAGAUCGACAUGCCAAAGAUAAUGAAGGCAAGGAUGCUGAAACAAUUGCUAUCGAAGCCACUAAUGCCGAUAUAGUCACACUAUUGAGAUUAGCCCGAUUAAACGAAGAAAUGAGUACGGACGGUAUGUGUGAUGAAAUGUACAAUGAUGUGUUCCGAGACUUCAGUAACAUGGCUUCACACAAUCCAGAAAAGUUGAAACGGAAAUAGCGAAUUGUUUCUUCCAGUUUGCUCCAAGACAGGCAUGCAGUGACCAUAUAUAUAUAUAUAUAUAUAUAUAUAUAUAUAUAUAUAUAUAUAAUGUGCGUUUAAAUAUAUGUAUAUGUAUAUUUAAUGUAUGUAUAUAUGUGUAUGUAUAUAUAAUGUGUAUAUAAAUAUGUGCAUAUAUAUGUAUAUAUGUGUAUGUAUAUAUAAUGUGUAUAUAAAUAUAUGUGCAUAUAUAUGUAUAUAUGUGUAUGUAUAUAUAAUGUGUACAUAAAUAUAUAUGCAUAUAUAUAUAUAUAUAUAUGUAUGUAUAUAAUGUGUGUGUAUAUGUAUAUAUGCACACAUACAUGCACACACACUGAGGCAAACAAAUAUAUACAGAUGUGUGUAUAUAUGUAAAUAUAUAUAUACACACACAUAUACCCAUAUAUGUACAUAUGUGUAUAUGU
Messenger RNA from Octopus bimaculoides (California two-spot octopus), 3504 nucleotides. Its product is annotated as arf-GAP with coiled-coil, ANK repeat and PH domain-containing protein 2. Gene Ontology annotation, cellular component: cytoplasm. The record is from RefSeq and is a predicted model, not a curated record. NCBI's taxonomy places the organism in Eukaryota, Metazoa, Mollusca, Cephalopoda, Octopoda, Octopodidae. Gene Ontology annotation, molecular function: GTPase activator activity; protein binding.